Messenger RNA from Misgurnus anguillicaudatus (oriental weatherfish), 899 nucleotides. RefSeq names its product DNA-damage regulated autophagy modulator 1 (gene dram1). NCBI's taxonomy places the organism in Eukaryota, Metazoa, Chordata, Actinopteri, Cypriniformes, Cobitidae. The record is from RefSeq and is a predicted model, not a curated record. Gene Ontology annotation, biological process: regulation of autophagy. Gene Ontology annotation, cellular component: lysosome.
AAACAUAUUUCACUGUAAACACGUGACAAUAUCGUUAUAAACGCUAGGUUAUUGUGUCAUUCAAGCUCUUUAGUGCAGUCGCUAUCGGCAUCACCUUUAAUAGUGUGCGAUCAAUGAGAUUAACUUUUCUUUUGUUGUCGUGAAUGGUGAUGCACGAAUUACUUUUACCCCUCGGGCAUGAUGGUUUGGUUUAUGGAAGGCAUGUGUUUUUUACCUACUUUUCUGGUCAUCUGGUCAUCGAGCACGUUCAUAGUUUCUUAUAUCAUCGCACUGUUUCAACAAGAUGUUGAUGUUAUCCUUCCUUAUAUAAGUGAUACAGGUGCCACUCCACCUGAGAGCUGUGUGUUUGGGUUUAUGUCUACAAUCACUGCCUUCUCAGCAUUUGCCACCAUGUAUGCUGAAUAUAAGUUUGUGGAGAGGAUACACGAGAACACAGGUGCCGUGUCCCCACAUCUAAACAAAGCAUCUUUUGCUGUUGGAAUCAUCUCUUGUGUUGGCAUGUGUUUUGUGGCUACAUUUCAGGAGACAUCGGUGGUAUCAGUGCAUGACUUUGGAGCUCUACUAUUUUUCAUCUUUGGGGCUAUAUAUGCCGUUACUCAGUGUGUGAUAUCAUACCGCGGCCGUCCUUAUGGAUCAUCUACAGCCGUGUGUCAUGUUCGUGCAUUUUUUGCUGCACUUGCUGUUAUAGCAGUAUUUCCAACCAUUUUCUGUGCAGUAAAUGUAGGGACAAGUAAACUUCACUGGAACAGUGAUGAUAAGGAUUAUACUCUUCAUCUAGUGAGUGUUGCGUUUGAAUGGAUCACUACCUUUAGUUUUGUUUUCUUCUUCUUAACCUACAUCCGAGAAUUUCAGCAAUUUACUCUGAAGAUGACCGUUAAGUUAACAGAGUGUUUGUGAGC